Emys orbicularis (European pond turtle) is the source of this 633-nucleotide messenger RNA. It is a transcript of the gene IL17D, whose product is annotated as interleukin 17D. Bases 1 to 633 code for a protein of 210 amino acids. Gene Ontology annotation, biological process: inflammatory response. The transcript is spliced from 3 exons. Gene Ontology annotation, cellular component: extracellular region. Gene Ontology annotation, molecular function: cytokine activity. NCBI's taxonomy places the organism in Eukaryota, Metazoa, Chordata, Testudines, Emydidae. The record is from RefSeq and is a predicted model, not a curated record.
AUGCAGCAAGGCCAGGGCUGGGUGCUGCUGGCAGCUCUUCUCCUCGCUGGGCUGGGUCACCCCACAUCCGAGGCCUUCAAGGUGAACAGGCGCCCGGUGCGGACUCGAACCUGCGCCGACCGGCCGGAGGAGCUGCUGGAACAGCUGUAUGGGAGGCUCACCGCGGGCAUGCUCAGCGCCUUCCACCACACCCUGCAGCUGGAACCGCUGGAGAAAGACCAUAACGUGAGCUGUCCGGCAGGGGGCAGAGCAGCCAGUGAGAAAAAGUACCGCCUCCCUAUCAACCUGCACAGCGUCUCCCCCUGGUCUUACAGAAUUUCCUACGAUCCCACAAGGUAUCCCAAAUACAUUCCUGAAGCGUACUGUCUGUGCAAGGGCUGUCUCACUGGGAUUUAUGGCGAGGAGAAUUUCCACUUCCGCAGCACCCCAGUGUACAUGCCAACCGUCAUCUUGCGCCGCACUUCAGCUUGUGCUGGGGGUCGCUACGUGUACACAGAGGAUUACGUCACUAUCCCUGUGGGGUGCACUUGUGUACCGGAGCAGGAAAAAGAGGCAGACAGUGUCAAUUCCAGCAUAGAUAAGCAAGAAAUGAAGUUGUUGGUAAACCAGAAUGACAAGCCAGCAUCUGAAUGA